Molecule: messenger RNA, 5172 nt
Organism: Drosophila navojoa
Lineage: Eukaryota; Metazoa; Arthropoda; Insecta; Diptera; Drosophilidae
Gene: jing
Product: AE binding protein 2 jing
Biological process (GO): regulation of transcription by RNA polymerase II
Cellular component (GO): ESC/E(Z) complex
Source: RefSeq, a predicted model, not a curated record
CGGCGUUGCCACCUCCCUCAGUUGCGCCGACUCCAGCACAGGAUCCAGUGAGGAUGCGUCCGAGCCUGGCUCCCCGUACAGUGCGCACUCGCUACUGAGCGACGAGCAGCAGCUACACAAAAUGCCCCCACAAAUACUCAGCGCUGCGUCCAGCAGCAACAGCAACUCCAGCAACAGCAGCAGCUCUGCAGCAACAGCCGCUGCAGCAGCAACAAUCACAGCGAAUGCAACCAGAAGCAACAGCAACACUGCCAAAAUCACAACAGCGACAAAUGCGACUCCAUCUGCAACUGCAACAGCAAUCACCCAACGCAACGGCAACGGUAACGGCAAUACGACGCUGCCCACGCUGCAAUGGCCAUGGAACACGAGCCUCGGCAGCACCUCGACGGCGGUUCCUGCUGCGGCAGCCUCCAAGAAGCGCGCCGCAGUCAGCAGCAGCAGCCACAACAGCAGUAGUAACGAGGCCACUGGUCUGAAGAAGUCACGCGUAGAUGCCCCGAGCAACACCCACAGCAGCAGCAGCAACACUAGCACCAGCAACAGCGAGAAAAGACUGAAGGCAGCUGCCUUGGAGGAGUCGCAGACGAAGAUCACGGGAUUCUUCAAGUCACAGAUGAAGGCGACGUCGGGCAAGUUGUCAGCGACGCCCUCGCCGCCCCCAGCUACGGCGGCAACAGCAUCAGCAGCUGCCACGCCCAACACGCUGACAAUGAGCACACCAGCAACAACGGCCUCGCUCAACAAAUACUUUAACAUCCUCUCGCAGCUGAAUGAGCAGAAGCAGCAGCAACAACAGCAGCAACAGCAGCAGCAGCAACAGCAGCAGCAGCAGCAACAACAACAGCCACAACAACAGUUGCAGCCCAAGCUAACGCCAACAGUCGCUGCUGCUGCUGCGGGUACUGCUGCCGUGUUGCCGGUGCCGGCGCUCAAGAAGAUUGAGCGCAGCAGCAAGCAGCCCGCCAAGAUUGCUCAGGUGGCGCCCAAUUUGCGCAAGACGCCCAGCAGCAGCAGCCAAGCGCACAGCCACAGCCACGCCCACAAUGCACACGCCGGCAACGCCCACGCGGGCACUGGCAAAUCGCCCGCCAAGAAGCACGUGGCCAUAGCGCCGCGCACGCCCGAGAUGAAGCAGCAGCAGCAGCAACAGUUGCAGUUGCAGACAUCAAAGACACUGCUCCCAGCAGCAGGAUACCGCGCACCCCAUAGCAACAAUAGCAGCAGCAAUGGCAGCACCAACAACACAUCAACAACAGUCGCUGCCAAACCCUGCCAGAAGCUGCAACUGGCUGCUACUGCAGCUGCCACGCCCACUCCUAACCCAACGCUCUACCAGCUGCCGGUGCAGCUUCCGAACUUGGUGCAUCUGCCGCCGCAGCUUGCGGCCGCCGCCAACAUCAUGCAGCUGAACAACGUGGCCAAGGCAGCGGUUGCCGCCGCCGCCAGCAACAAUGCCGCAGCAGCAGCCGCCUCGGCGCAAGCGGCGCAGGCAGCGCAGUAUUUCCUCAACGGGACCGUCUUCAAGCUGCAGCAGGUGACGACGGCGACGACGACGACGGCGACAACGGCGACGGCAGCAGCAGCCAGCGCGAAUCCCUUCGGGCUGAACGAGCUGCAGGAGCUGUUGCUGAAGCAGCAGCAGCAGCAGCAGCAACAGUUGCAGUUGCAGCAGGCGGCGGCUGUUAAAGCGGCUGCUGCAGCGGUGGCUGCCACGCCCACAACCGUCAAUGGGGCAUCCAAUUUGCAGGAAUUGUUCCAGCAGCAAAUUGCAGCAGCUCUCGCCGCACAGCAGCAGCAGCAGCAACAGCAGCAGCAACACCAUCAACAGCAGCAGCAGCAACACUUUCAGCGCUUGGGCGCCGCAGCAGCAGCGCAGCCCGUUUUCAUGGCGACGCCAGCAGGGCUCCUGCUGAAUGCUGCCACGCUGCCCACAAUGCUGGCUCAGGCUGCAGCCGCAAUUGCAGCCAACAACCAGCAGCAACAACAGCAGCAGAAAGUAGCUGCUGCAGUCGCACUGCAACAUCAGCAGCAACAUCCUAACCAUGCGCUGCCUGCGCUGCAGCCCAUUCCCGCCUUGAGUUCCAUAUUUGAGCCUGCCAGCGAGCAGCAGCAACAGUUGCAGCUGCAGCAACAGCAGCAGCAGCUGGCCCAGCUGUUGCUCUCUCAUCAGCAGCAACAGCAGCAGCAGCAACAACAACAACAGCAACAACUUAUCACUGCCACACAGCCACCUCCAUUGACUGCUGCCAACAGCAGUAGCAGCAGCAACAGCAGCAACAACAGCAACAACAGCAACAGUAACACUGCCAGCAGCAAUGCCUCGAAUACUGUAAGCAACACUGCCCAGCAACAACAGCAACAACAACGUGCCAUCAGCAAGGGUCCGCCUCCUUUGGUUACCAUCUCGAACGCCUCCCCCGCCAAGUCGCGAUCCCUGCCCGCUGCCCUGGCGAAGCCCUAUCAGAAGCGCGCACAGCAGCAACAGCUGCCGCCACAGCAACAGCAGCAGCAGCAACAGUUGCCACUUAGCAAAGCCAAGUACACAGCCAUUGCCACGCCCACCACGCCACCGCCUCUAGUGCCAACCAGCGCUGGCGCUGUUGCUGCUGCUGCCGCUAAGGAACUGCAGCAAUUGCGUAGAUGUGCCACGCCCACAAUUACGCCCACGCCGCCACUGGUGAGCAUUGCGCCCGCCAAGCUGACGCCGACGCUCAGCAUAGCCAAGCAGCAGCCGCAACAGCAGCAGCAACAGUUGCCGCCAGCAACAGCAACCAUUGCCAAGAUCUCGAGCAGCGCUGAUCUCUUUGACCUGGUCAAGAACUCCAAUGGCGCCAUUAGUAUUCUGGGCAAGAGUGCCACGCCCACACCUGCCCCCAGCACACUAACACCGCUGCCCUUCAGUUCGCCCAGCAGCAACAGCAACAGCAACUCGCAGCAAUCGGCACGCGCCUCUCCUGCCCUCUCCGCCCACUCGUCGAGCACACUGUCGGCCUUCGGCAAGUCGCUGGUGGCCAUCAAGGCGGAGCCCAUGGAGGAGUCGGCCACGCCCCCCCUGUCGAGCACGCCCAAGCCGCAGAGCUUCGCCGGACAGCUGCAGCUGGCGAGCGGGCGGCGCGCAGAGCCCUCCAAGCACGAGCUGCUGGCCGCCGAGUGCAACUCGAACUGCAGCAGCAGCUACACCGGCAGCAACUCGGUGAGCAGCGCGGCGGAUCUCUCGCUGGAGGCCUCGACGCCGGCGUCGCUCAGCUCGGCGCCCUCGCCGGCCGCCAGCAACAGCAGCAGCAGCCAGACGCAGCAGAUGUGCUCGCCGGAGGGCAACGCCAGCCAGCAGGACAUGCUGAGCGAGCUGGUCACGUCCUCCUGCAACUCCAGUGGCACGGAGGACUGCUCGCAGGCCGCUGCGCCAGCAAUGGCUGUGCCACCAGCAGCAACAGCAUCGGGGGUCACUGCUGUCAGCAGCAGCAGCAGCAGCAGCAACUAUGACGAGGAGGACGACAAGUCGGUGGCUUCAUCGGAGACGGCCACGCACAAGCGGCUCACGCCCGAGUCCGGAAUAGGCGGCAGCCUCAGCAACAGCGAAAGCAGCAACUCCAUUGCGGAUGCCAUUUCUUCAAAGUCCGUCUGUCCGCCGACGUCGGCCAGCAGCAACAGCUGCAACGCCUCCGACAGCAACUCGCUGGCCAGCAAUGCGCCCUCCCCCGCCUCGCCCGGCAGCAACAGCAACAGCAACAGCAUUGACGACUGCUCCACGGCCUCGCCUAUGGUGGAUACCACGCUGGCGGAGAGCGCCAGCAAAGUGUUGCCCAAGUGCGCCAUUUCGCCGAUUCUGUCGCAGCCCAAGACGAUCCGCUUUCCGGCCGGCGCCGGAGCAGGCGGCAAGGGGGCGAAGCGGCAUGACGGCGUCUGCUACUGGGACAAGUGCAACAAGAAGCACGAGAGCAACUCGAAGCUCCUGGACCACAUGCAGACGCAUCAUGUCAACACGCAGACGGGUCCCUUCGCCUGCCUCUGGGUGGGCUGCAAGGUGUACAACAAGGAGUCCUGCUCCCGCCGCUGGCUGGAGCGCCACGUGCUCUCGCACGGCGGCUCAAAGCAAUUCAAGUGCAUCGUCGAGGGCUGCGGCCUGCGUUUUGGCUCACAGCUCGCCCUGCAGAAGCACGUGAACAACCACUUCAACGCCUCGGACAACGCCAAGGAGAGCACCAGCAAGCGCACCUCCGACCCGCCCGUGCCCAAGCAGCUGCGCAAGAACGGCAAGAAGCUGCGAUACCGCCGACAGCCCUUCUCAGCUCGCAUGUUUGACUUCUUCGACACGGGCAUCAUGGAGGGACUGCAGCAUCGCCUGCGCCAGAUCAGCACGCUGACGAAUGGAACCCAGGCCAUCACGUUCCAGGGCCAGUGCCUGAUGAGGCGUCGGAAUCGGCAAGGCUUCAGCGAGUGCUUCGUGCGGUGGUCCCCACGCGAAAUCAUCUCGGAUGAGUGGAUGCCCGAGUGCCCGAACGGAACGCGGCAGCACUCGAAGGUGCUGCAGAUUAAGCACAUGCGUCCGGCGGAGAAGACGCGCAUCGACAGCCUGCUGAGCACCGCCUACAGACUGCGCUACGACGCGCAGCUCUUUGCCGAUGAUUACACCGUGAGCGAGGUGCGCCAGCAGCAGCAGCAGCAACGGAUGGAGGAGGAGCAGCAGGAGGAGGCAAGCGGCAGCGACUGUGCGGACAGCGAGGAGGACGAAGGAGACGGAGAGAACGAUGAGGACGAAGAAGACGAAGAGGAAGAUGAAGAUGAUGACGACGACGAGGACGAGGAAGAGGACGAGGACGAGGACGACGGUGUAUCGGGCACAAUCAGCUCCAGCAGCGGCACCGUCUCCAGCUACCAGCACGUGCUCAGCAUAGCCAAACUGCAAAUGCAACAGCGCUGCAAGCAUCCGCGCAAGCCGCCCAAGGCAGCGCCGAAAAUAGUGCCGACUGAUGCGCUGGUGCCCAUCUAGAGAGUAUUCGCUAAGUAAUUAAACCACCCCCACCCCCCUCCACAACAACAAAUGUGCCCCCAAAGGACAAACGAGUAAACAGUGACAAGUAGAUUUUAGUUUCAUUCUUAUCUAAGGCCACCCACACAGCAACAAAACCCAAAAACUUCAUACACCCCCACACACACAUGCACACUAUA